CAUCAGGCUGUUCACAGACAAACCCUUCGCCAUGGACGUGCAGCAGAAGCGCCAUGUGCUUUUUCUCGGCCUGUUUGCUGUAGCCUCUUUCGCUGCCUUCAUGCAUUAUGCCAGCACUCGCGGCUCGCUAUUCCCAAUUGGGAACGCACCGUCGACUUCAGCUGCGAACGCGACACUGGGCUUUGGCGCUGUCAUCGCCGUAUCUUCCGCCAAGUCACCAAGACGCAACGAUCUGCUCUAUGCUGCCAAUCUAACGGGUCUCGAUAUCACGAUUCCGGAACAGCCAACGUGGACCGAUGAAGAUGUGCGGGCUUUUAGGGCGAAAGAAGGCUCAAGGAUCUCGAAGGGCUCUGCUAUGGCCUGGAUGGGGCAUUUGAAUGCUCUCAAAUGGUUUUUAUCCACGCCCCUCACAACAGCUCUCAUUCUCGAAGACGAUGUAGACUGGGACAUCCGACUCCUCUCAUCUCAAAUCCCACUUGCCGCAUCUUCCAUCCGGCACCUCCUCUCUAAUUCGUCCACCCCGCACCCCUUUUCCCCAUCCACAUCCACCGCCUACUGGAGUGACCCGUCCACCUGGGAAAUACUCUACCUCGGCCACUGUGGAGACUUCCUUCCCCCAUCGUCCCUCGCCACCUACGCCCACGUCGCCUACCAAGACUCAUCGGUCCCACCCCUCUCUUCGCUCUAUCCCGCAACAAGCCAAGCUCUCGGCGUCCUCGGCGUCCCAGAAUCCACUCGCCUAACCCACCGCUCGCACUCCCCCUUCUGCACCUUCGGAUAUGCCGUAACCAGAGCCUCCGCGCAACGCAUCCUGGACUCCUAUGCCACGGAAGGGGAGGGCGGAUGCCAAGCCUUUGACGUUCGAAUCCUGGAGGCAUGUCGUGAUCAUGGUUGGUUGUGCUAUUCGAUUAGUCCCGAGUUAUUUCAUCACGUGGAUGCGGACAGCGAAAUUGAGAACGUGGAUUUUGGGAAAGGAGGGAGGGGAGGGGUGAAGAGGUUGAAUGGGAGGACGAGGAAUAUCGGCUGCAGAGCACGACACCCGGGGUUUUAUGGCGAGGAGGAAGAGACGGUGGAGUGGUUGAAGGAGGUUGUGGGGAGGAAGGGGCAGUGUCUUGUGGAUUGGAUGGAUGAGGAUGUUUCUGCCGCUGCUGCGGUGUAUUAA
Molecule: messenger RNA, 1162 nt
Organism: Lindgomyces ingoldianus
Lineage: Eukaryota; Fungi; Ascomycota; Dothideomycetes; Pleosporales; Lindgomycetaceae
Exons: 4
Coding region: 32-1162 (376 amino acids)
Source: RefSeq, a predicted model, not a curated record